Molecule: messenger RNA, 1771 nt
Organism: Ipomoea triloba (trilobed morning glory)
Lineage: Eukaryota; Viridiplantae; Streptophyta; Magnoliopsida; Solanales; Convolvulaceae
Product: nuclear speckle splicing regulatory protein 1-like
Exons: 6
Coding region: 502-1449 (315 amino acids)
Biological process (GO): regulation of alternative mRNA splicing, via spliceosome
Source: RefSeq, a predicted model, not a curated record
UUUCCUCUCACCCUACCUUCUAGCCUCUGUCCAAAUUCUCUCCACUCUCUCCGUCGACAGUCUAGAACCUUCAAUCGCUCUUGCCAAAAUUAAACCCCAAAUCUUCCCAUAUAGUCCUUGCUUCCAAACAAUUUAGCCGACUGUUAAAUAGUCUUGUUCUUACAGCGGAUGAAUAAGCUCCUGGUGACAGAUUUUGAAAAAGAAACCCUAAUUUCUUAAUGUCGAAAUUAGCAAUUAUUCACGACAUUAAAGUUGUUCUCCUCCAGGCUCCAGAUACUACGCAUUUUCUUCUCUGUUCUAUGCGUUUCUUCUCGCAAUCUCGCCAGUUCACCGCCUCCCACCUUUGACAGUCCCACUGCCUCGCCACUCGCCAGUCCACCACGGCGCUGCGCCGCUUCCGGUCCACUGCAUCGCCACCGCCUGUCGGCCUCCGCCUCUGCCUCGGCCCUCGCCAGUGGCCUCGAGCCCUCGACACCAGCCACUACCCACCAGAUAAAGAUAAUGAAAAAGUCAGGAUAUGGAUUACAGCUUAGAGCUCCACCUUCCCAGCAGAAGAAACAGCCAUCAAGACCCCCUCUCCCCACUGCACUUGGUUUUGGUGAUGGGGAUGAUGAUGACGUUGAGAAAGAAAUCUCUCGCCAAGCUUCCAAGAACAAGGCUCUGAGAGAUAUCGAGGAGCAGCAUAAGAAGGCUCUAGAAGAGGAUCCAUCAGUGUUUGAUUAUGAUGGAGUAUAUGACGACAUGAAAAUGAAGGCUGUUCAACCUCGAGCACAAGACCGUGAGGAGAGGAAGCCAAAAUAUAUUCAACAACUAAUUCAUAAGGCCAAGCAACGUGAACGCGAACAUGAGAUAAUAUAUGAGAGGAAACUUGCCAAAGAGAGAACUAAAGAUGACCACCUCUUUGCAGACAAAGAUAAAUUUCUCACUAGCGCAUACAAGAAGAAACUUCAAGAGCAGGAAAAGUGGAUGCAGGAAGAGCGUCUUCGUGAGCUAAGAGAGGCAAAAGAAGAUGUUACUAAGAAGACAGACAUUAGUGACUUUUACUUCAGCCUGGCAAGUAAUGUCGCUUUUGGAGGUGGAGAAUCAAAGAUAAACAAGCCCGAGAAGCAGCAUGAAGAAGAGGUGGCAAUUCAACCGCAAAAAGAGAUCCCAUCCUCGAGCACUGUGUCCCGAGACAUGUCUAGGGAGAUAAAGAGGCAAGAGAUUGAGAGUUCUCCCAGUCCCAAAGAGAGGUCUCAACAGGCUGCAGAUACAAGACCUAUUUCCAAUGCUUCCUCCGAAGAGAAAGCCAUAACUGCACCGGCAAUUGAUGAUGGACCGGCUGUAAAUGAAGCAUUAGUUAACGAUCAACCAAGACAGGAGCAUCAUAAAAGGAGCGGCGAUGCACUGGCUGCAGCUAAGGAACGGUUUAUGGCACGGAAGAGAGCGAAGGAAGAAAGGUUAGUAUGAGGUGCAAUGUGCAUUUAGGUUUUCUCAUCUUCUUUACCUAGUGUUGUUGAGGUCUGUUGGUAGCUCCAUUUGAGUCAUAUUCUCACAUCCUCAUGUAAUUCUCUUUCCAUACAAGGGGCAGUAGAUGCAUACUACAGUCUCUUGUUUCAAUUCAUUUGUGGACCCCUAUGAUUGAGGGGAAAAUGCUUUAGAAAUUCUUGAAUAUGUAGUAAGUGUUUCAAGUUUGUAGUCCCUUAUAUUUUAGCAAAAGCUUCUGAUCAAUAAUGUUACAUUUGCCAAAUCAUUUAAUUUGCACUAAUGAUGUAAUAGCUUAAUUAUACUA